AUGAGUUCGCUCCAGGAAGAACAAGCGACACCUCGCAGCAGUACACCCCUCAGCCCCGAAGCGGCCGAGAACCUGCGACAGUUUAAUCGGUCACCUCAUCCAUAUCACAGAAGCCAACGCAUCGGCUCGCGCACUCCCUCCGAAUACGGGGACCACCUUCGCCCGCUCUCCUACUCAAGGUCCUCGCGGACGCCCAGCGACAGCGGCACAGAGGCAGACGAUGAGAGCACCGGGAUACUGAGGGGUCUACCGGCCCCACCGCUGCGUCCUCACAAGGGUCUGAGGUCUGGAGAGGGGGAUCCCUGGCUACCAAGCUUGCGGCCAUGGCCGUCGUUCGCGCGGCCCGCUUUACGGGCGUCACGGCGGAGCUCGGAUGAGGAGAUGGAGGAAGAGGCCUUCGAGGCAAAAAUGAAGUUUAGGCGGACGAGACGGGUUGAAGUGCUGCGUCGGUUGCUGGAGGCUGCACUUUUGAUGUCCGUUGGCGUUGUUGUACUGUACCAGGCCGGGGCGCGGUCUUUGGCGUGGACAUGGAGAAAAGAGAUUAUUACCCAUGGUCUCGUGGUGAUGAGUCUUUAUGCCGCCUAUCCACUUCUUGUUCGUGCAUCCCAGGGCCGGAGCUGGCGCAUCUGGCGCAUCUUGUCUACGAAACGCUCGUUCUUCUCCCUCCCUUCGAGCUUCGACCCAGCUCCUCUCCUCUAUCCCAUCUUUAUUCCGGUUUUUGUUUCACUAUCUCUGUCCAACCAUCGUCCGCCGCUUAUUAUGCCUAAUAUCGUCCUCAGCCUGUCCUCUCUGCCUGCACCUGUUAUCCCGUUACAAAACUGGACGCAUGGACUCAGCAUCGCACAUUGGAUGGUGACACUGAUUCCGAUUGUCGUCUCCGAACACCUCUCCCUGGACUCUACAAUUCCCAAACCACUGUCGCUUCGCGGGUUCGAUGCGGAGACCCUAAUUCUUCUUUUCCCUUUGCAUCAAGCGUUGAUACCCACUUUAGACUUUUUGUUGACGACCAGCGUUCUCCCUGCCGAACUGCAGCUUUUGACGACUGCUUUGAUCAAUUUGUACUUGUUCGCGGCGUCUCCCCAGGCGGAGAUCCUAAAGGCCCUAUUAUGGCUUGGUGGCAUGUGUUUAUUCGCUUCAUGUCGACACAUACUGCGUUGGGAGGUUGCUCUGGCCCGCAUUCCUAGUUGGAAGUUUCGCCGUCCGCCUAAUAGCUCGCACUCUGCGCGCAAGUUUUUGAACAUGAUCGACCAUCGACUUUGUGAGAAAUUGAGCCGAACGGGUGUCUCGGACGAUGCUUCAUCGGAUAGCGAUUGCCCGAAUGGGCAUUCAUUUGCGAAACCACGCAAGGCGAGGACUAUGCAUCAACGAGGCCCGUCGGUAGAGCCUGCAUCUGCUAUUGACAAGUCCCCAACGGAGGAAAUGUUCGAGCAAUAUUCUCGCAACGUGCAACGCCGACGUCAUACCAUCUCUACUUUUGAUGAGGCUGUUCGAGAGGAGCGGGUUCGCACUACUGCUGGUGGCCGACGCAAGAAGCAGAUGGCUCCUGGUCUUACCGCGUUCCUCUCGCUUACUACUGCCCAGGCGCAGGUCCGCAAAUGGCUGUAUGCCUUUUUCGUUUACAUUGCGUCCCUGCUGAUCAUUAUUGGCCCUAUCCGGAAAUAUGUGGCAGAGCGCGCUCUGCAAGGCCAAGAUCCUUUUGGUUGGGCGAUAGGCUACAUGUUCGGCAAUUUCUCCAACGUUCGCUUUUGGAUCCUGAUGUUGAACCUUGAAUACUGGAUUGAACUGCCACCUCGGCCAGAUGAAGACGUUCUCAGUGCAUCUUGCUUCCUCGGAUCGAUCGAGCAUAUCCGCCAGACUACAUUCGGCGCAGCCAGCACGCGUCUCCUGCUCAGUGGCUAUUGCGUGGUCGUGCUGCUGACGGGUUUGGCUGUGGUCAUUCAGCUCAGUUCCAUUGCCGAAGUUGACACGCGUCGCAAGAUUUUCCACGGCAUGAUGGUACUGAUGUUCUUGCCUGCUAUCUUUGUUGACCCCGCCUUCUGCGCCCUGGCGUUGGCCCUGGCUCUCUCUGUCUUCCUUCUAUUGGACCUAUUCCGCGCAUCCCAGCUACCCCCAAUCUCCCGACCACUCACCUAUUUCCUAGCGCCCUACGUUGACGGCCGGGAUCACCGUGGACCGGUUAUCAUCUCCCACAUCUUCUUGCUGAUCGGAUGUUCCAUCCCGCUCUGGCUCUCCAUCUCCGACCUUCCGCGGACUGGUCUAGGACCAUGGGCUGGCUGGGAAAUCCCAUCACGAGACGUCAGCAUGGCCAGCGGGGUGAUCUGUGUAGGAAUGGGCGACGCAGCGGCAUCCCUCAUCGGCCGGCGAUUCGGUCGACUGAAAUGGUUCUGGGGCGGGGGCAAGUCGCUCGAAGGCAGUGUUGCUUUUGCGGCAGCGGUAACCUGCGGGCUAAUCGCAGUUCGUGCCUGGCUGGUAUUUGGGGGCUGGCCCGUGUCUGGGGUCGACGGCGCCGAGGCACAGGGGGCUUGUUCCAUUCAAUUCUGGCUCUGGACUCUGUGCAAGGCGGUUUUGGCGGCCGCUGGGACUAGCGCCACCGAGGCGAUCCUCACUGGUUGUAAUGAUAACGUCGUGGUCCCCGUGGUACUGUGGCUGUUAGUGCGGGGUCUUGGCGUUUGA
Messenger RNA from Penicillium arizonense, 2673 nucleotides. RefSeq names its product putative phosphatidate cytidylyltransferase. Gene Ontology annotation, biological process: dolichyl monophosphate biosynthetic process. Gene Ontology annotation, molecular function: dolichol kinase activity. Bases 1 to 2673 code for a protein of 890 amino acids. Gene Ontology annotation, cellular component: endoplasmic reticulum membrane. The record is from RefSeq and is a predicted model, not a curated record. Lineage: Eukaryota; Fungi; Ascomycota; Eurotiomycetes; Eurotiales; Aspergillaceae. The transcript is spliced from 2 exons.